AUGACCGCCCUUCCCCGCAUCCUCUGCCUCCCAGGCUACACUCAGAAUGCUGCAAUCUUCAGCGGACGGAUAGGUGCGCUGAGACGGGCGCUCAAGGACUCGGCUGAGUUGGUGUUUGUCGAUCCGACCCACAUCGUUGACAUGCCGACCGACCCAACCGACUUCCGCAACAAGUUCGACUCGGACGCGUCUGCCUCUCCCACCUCAGACGCCGACACCCCUCGCGCCUGGUGGUUCGCCAAACCACACCCUUCCGACGGUCACUACCGCGAGUUCGUCCGUUUCGACGAGACCUUGCGUCACCUCCGACAAAUCUUGGAGGAACAGGGACCGUUCGAUGGGGUCUUUGGGUUCUCGCAGGGCGCGGCAUGCGGUGCGAUCCUCACCGCACUCGUGGAGAACCCCUCUCUCGACCCGAUCUUUGCGGCGCCCUCGUCGAACCCGUCCGUCGCGUGGCCUCCAAAGCCAUUCAAGUUUGCCAUCCUCUCUGCCGGGUUCUUCCCGCUCGACCCGCGCGCGGCGGGGUACUUUGAGAAGAGCAAGCUGCGGACGCCGACGUUGCAUGUGCUGGGGAGGGGGGACACGAUUGUCGGUGAGGAGAGGUCGGUGCCGCUUACGAGGGCGUUUGAGGGCGCGAGGGUCGAGUGGCACGAUGGAGGCCACCACACCCCAAGCAAAGCCUCCUGGCGCCGCUUCUUCCAAUCCUACAUCGAGGCGUUCAGCGAAGGAGGAGGAGGGGCCGAAGCAGCCAACGCCUUGCCCUCUCCAACAGCGGGCGGAGAAAGUGGUACGGCUACUCCGGUCGAGGGAGGGGGCGGCAAACUGUAG
Messenger RNA from Rhodotorula toruloides NP11, 828 nucleotides. RefSeq names its product dihydrofolate reductase. The record is from RefSeq and is a predicted model, not a curated record. Lineage: Eukaryota; Fungi; Basidiomycota; Microbotryomycetes; Sporidiobolales; Sporidiobolaceae. Gene Ontology annotation, cellular component: nucleus; cytoplasm. The transcript has 4 exons. Bases 1 to 828 code for a protein of 275 amino acids.